AAGGAGAGUAGAGAGAAGAGUGGGGAGUGAUCACACGGAGCUGGUAAAAAAAACAUAUUUAUCACCACUGCUUGUCAUUAUAGUUUGUGUAUUCUAUUUAUUUCCAUUUAAGACAACUGUAUAAGCAUUUUUUGGUAUUUUAAAACUCAGGACUUCCGCGUAGCUCUCUGUGGUCGACAUCGUUUCAAUAACAUGUAACUUAACGCUUUACCUAGCUAGGGGUGUAUUCAUUAGUCGUACUCCGUUCCAAAACGUUUUGUCUGUUACAAAACGUUGGCAACGGAAACCGUUUAUCGUUUACUCUAGGAACCAAACCAGCGUGACUUUUAUAAUGAGUUGAAUUGAGAAAUAACUGCUCAACAUUGUUCAAAUUAUGUGUUUUUGGUCCCACCAAUGUGUCCAAAACACCAUUUUUUGAUGGUUAUAGCAAGGCAGGUACAUUUUCACAGUUUUUCAUGAGCCAGUUCAAAUCCUGGGUCUGACUUGGGAACAAUAGUUGGAAUGUGAGUUGGCACCCGCAGUAUCGACAUCCUAUAUCCCAGCUGCUCCAUGGGCCCCACGCCCUCUGCUCUGACCUCUCCACUCCAAACUGUAGUCAUUGUAGAUCUCCUGUUCCAUGCUUCAUAAAGCCUAAGCCUACAGAAUGGAGGAAAGACACAAAAGGAUUCUCCAACGCAAUAGGGUCAAUCUCGUGAGAGACCUGAACCCGUCACAUAUGUAUCAUGGACUUCUGUCAAAAGGAAUCUUUACUCAAGACAUGAUUGACGAGAUAAAGAGCUCAGGGAUCAGACAAGACCAGGCCAGGCAGUUGGUUCGAGACCUGGAGUCCCGCGGGAGUCUGGCGUUCCCAGCUUUAAUAGAGUGUCUUCAUGAGACAGGGCAGCAUAGUUUAGCAGAGCUCCUACUGGAUGGAGAACCACAGAACCAGCCUCUACCUCAGCCUGUCCAUGUCCGGCCAGUCGUUAGGCCUUUACCAGUUUCCCCUGAAAGGGAGUUUGGAAAUCCCAGGGCAACAGGAAGAGUUAGACGUGACAGUAUUCAGAGUUAUAAGAUGGAUGCCAACCCCUGUGGACACUGCCUGAUCAUAAACAAUGUCGAUUUUGAGCCUAAGUCGGAGCUGAGUAAGCGCACAGGGUCCAACAUAGACUGUGAAAAACUGGAAAGAAGAUUCAAAUCUCUGAACUUUAUUGUUCUUGUCAAAAGAAACCUGAAACAAAAGCAAAUAAAGCAGGAGCUUUCGGCUUUGUCCAAGAAGGAUCAUUCACAGUAUGACUGCUGUGUGGUGAUCAUGUUAUCACAUGGGACGGAGGUGUGUAACAAUCGCUUCCCCGGUGCAGUGCAUGGAGUGGAUGGGCCCAAUGUCCCAGUUCAGCACAUUACAAACUACCUGAACGGUCAGAACUGUCUUUCCCUACAGGGCAAGCCAAAGAUCUUCUUCAUCCAGGCCUGUGGGGGAGGUGAGAGAGACACAGGCUUUGAGGUGUCUCCUGACGAGGCGAGGCCUUGUAUUGGAGGAACAGGUGACCAGACAGACGCAAUGCCCAUGUCCUCCAGCAGUGACUCUCUGAGCACUCAGUCUGAUGAGCCAGAUGCAAAGGCCACACUACCCACACCCAGCGACAUACUGUUGUCCUACUCCACCUUCCCAGGUUACGUCUCCUGGAGAGAUACCCAGGCUGGCUCCUGGUAUGUAGAGACACUGGAUAACAUCUUAGAAGAGAAUGCUACCACCGAUGACCUGGUCACCAUGUUAAUGAUGGUAAACCAUGCAGUUUCAGAAAACACGGCCAACAAACAGAUGCCUGGUUCCUUUAACUUUCUACGCAAACUUCUCUACUUCCAAGCCCUGCCCUGCCAGAGACCAAUCCUAUCAUGACAGCACAGAGUUUCACUCUCAGGAAAUUGUCUUCGUGUGCCCUUUUAAAACAAUUAGAAUUUUCUCUAUCAAUGUUUAUUUGGAUAUGUGAUCAAAGAGUACCAAGAUUGUAAUUUUGUUGACAUUUUUCUAAUGUUCUUUCUUUUCUUGUUUUUACACUCAACAUUUUUGAGAAUGCAAAAUCAUUGUGAAAAUCAAAAAAAUUGCAGCGGGAAAAAACAAUGGUUUACCUUGAGAAGCUCUCUGCGAAAUAUGAAUCAGGACUGUUGAUGACCUUACUAUUAACCAGAAAAUAAAUUGUAUAUAAUA
Messenger RNA from Salvelinus namaycush (lake trout), 2185 nucleotides. RefSeq names its product caspase-9-like. The record is from RefSeq and is a predicted model, not a curated record. Gene Ontology annotation, biological process: proteolysis; regulation of apoptotic process; apoptotic process. NCBI's taxonomy places the organism in Eukaryota, Metazoa, Chordata, Actinopteri, Salmoniformes, Salmonidae. The coding region runs from base 644 to 1876 and encodes 410 amino acids. The transcript is spliced from 10 exons. Gene Ontology annotation, cellular component: cytoplasm.